Messenger RNA from Thalassophryne amazonica, 1120 nucleotides. Its product is annotated as Kv channel-interacting protein 2. NCBI's taxonomy places the organism in Eukaryota, Metazoa, Chordata, Actinopteri, Batrachoidiformes, Batrachoididae. Gene Ontology annotation, biological process: regulation of potassium ion transmembrane transport. The transcript has 8 exons. The record is from RefSeq and is a predicted model, not a curated record. Gene Ontology annotation, cellular component: voltage-gated potassium channel complex. Gene Ontology annotation, molecular function: calcium ion binding; potassium channel regulator activity. Bases 362 to 1075 code for a protein of 237 amino acids.
AGAGUCAGGAAACAAUUUCCAUCAAGUUGCCAGGAUGCACAGUGAAUCGUCAGGACUUCACCUGCAGCCGAAACAACCUUUGACAACCUCAGAGGUGGCGGGGGCGGAGCAGCAAGUUGACAGUCCUACCCCCACGCACUUACUAUUCUAGAAGAAGAAGAAGAAAGGAGGUGAAUAACAAUCUAUCUCCAGUGAAGAACACGGCUGAGAAGCCGGAUUUAGGAUGGCCAAACACCGGCACAUCGAGGGAGACUGAGGGAGCGGAAACCAGAGUGUUGCAGCUGAGGCGGGGGCUGCAUUUGCCCUCAGGCGGGAGAACAAUUUUUUGUUGACAGAAAGAGAGAUUGGAGAGCUGGAAAAGAUGUAUCUGUUCUUCCAAGAAACGUGGGAGGUGGAGGGGCUGCAGACUGUCGGCAUCCUCCUGGUGGUCGGCAGCUCCCUCAAACUGAUGCACUUUCUGGGGCUUAUCGACAUUUCUGUCACAGACAGCGUGGAAGAUGACUUUGAGUUGUCCACCGUGUGUCAUCGCCCUGAAAGCAUGGACAAGCUGCAGGAGCAGACCAAGUUCACCAAGAAAGAGCUGCAAGUCCUCUACAGGGGUUUCAAAAAUGAGUGUCCAAGUGGUGUUGUGAACGAGGAGAACUUUAAGAAUAUUUACUCCCAGUUUUUUCCUCAGGGGGAUUCAAGUAUGUAUGCACACUUCCUGUUUGAAGCCUUCGACACGAACAAGAACGGCUCGGUCAGUUUCGAGGACUUUGUAUUUGGCCUUUCUAUUAUCCUGAGAGGGACCAUAAAUGACCGGCUGAACUGGGCAUUCAAUCUUUAUGACCUGAACAAAGACGGCUGCAUCACCAAAGAGGAAAUGUUGGAUAUCAUGAAAUCUAUCUAUGACAUGAUGGGGAAAUACACAUAUCCCACGAUGCAGGAUGAUGCUCCAAGAGAACAUGUGGAGACUUUUUUCCAGAAAAUGGACCGGAAUAAAGAUGGGGUAGUCACCAUAGAGGAGUUCAUUGAAUCGUGUAAAAAGGAUGAGAACAUCAUGCAGUCCAUGCAGCUGUUUGACAACGUCAUCUGAAGGUCUGGACCACUGAGGACAUGGGCACCAUGGAGGGGAAUGGGU